Molecule: messenger RNA, 1844 nt
Organism: Diabrotica virgifera virgifera (western corn rootworm)
Lineage: Eukaryota; Metazoa; Arthropoda; Insecta; Coleoptera; Chrysomelidae
Gene: caz
Product: RNA-binding protein cabeza
Exons: 9
Coding region: 256-1521 (421 amino acids)
Biological process (GO): regulation of DNA-templated transcription
Cellular component (GO): nucleus
Molecular function (GO): transcription coregulator activity; RNA binding
Source: RefSeq, a predicted model, not a curated record
UACGUGCAUAUAUUGUGUUGUUAAGGUAAUUUGCAUUUUUAUGCAAAGUUUCAGAUUAAAAUUUUUUUGAGUCAUUAAAAAACGACUAAAUUUCCGGCAACUAGUUAGUUCUUAAAAUAAGCACUAGGGGACCUCAAGAGUUUAUCCGGUCGGGUAGAAGCUUCCAAUUUUUCCCAUCAUUUCUCGUUGAACUUUCGGCAAUUAAGCGUUGUUUGGAAUUUUAUAAGUUUGUGGUUGAAUUUAUUGAAAGUUAAGAUGGCGGAUGGUUACGGUGGAGGCGGCGGUGGAUACGGAGAUUAUUCUCAACCACCCCCAAGCACCUAUCCAGGCUAUGGCGCAUCUGCUGGAGGCUAUCAAGCCGCGGCUCCUGCCUCUGGAGGAGGCGGUGGUGGUGGCGGUUCCUGGGGCCAAAGUAGGGGAGGCCAAGGAGGCGGUUAUGGAGGAGGUCAAGGUGGUGGAGGUGGCUAUGGUGGCCAACAAGGUGGUGGAUAUGGCGGCUCCAGUGGAGGCGGAGGUGGAUAUGGUAACGGUAGCAGUUAUGGAGGAGGUGGUGGUGGUGGAGGAGGCUAUGGAGGCGGAGGUGGAGGAUACGGAGGUGGUGGCAGAGAUCAAAGAGGUGGUGGAAGAGAUAUAGAAAGACGAGACAGUUAUGGAGGCGGCAACAGGGGUGGUGGUUAUAAUAAAGAUAAUUUAGUAAUUCAAAUGGAUACAGUCUUCGUAUCUGGAAUGAACCCAGAUUUAACUGAGGAUGAUAUUGAGCAACAUUUUGGAUCUAUUGGUAUUAUUAAGUUGGACAAGAAAACCCAGAAACGCAAAAUCUGGCUGUACAAAGAUAAAGCGACGGGCGUGAGCAAAGGCGAAGCCACCGUAACCUAUGAUGACCCCAACGCAGCGCAAUCUGCAAUCAACUGGUUCGACGGCAAAGACUUCCAAGGAUGUAUGAUCAAAGUGCAAUUGGCCACCAAGAAAGAUACCUGGAGUGGAGGCGGUGGUGGCGGCGGCGGCGGACGCGGAGGUGGCCGUGGAGGCGGUGGUGGCUUCGGAGGACCCCGAGGCGGUGGUCGUGAUGGAGGAGGUGGCGGUGGUUUCGGUGGAUCACGAGGAGGCGGACGUGAUGGUGGAGGCCGUGGAGGCGGCGGCGGUGGUGGCGGUCGCGACCGGGAAGGCCGCGAAGGAGAUUGGAAGUGCCCCAAUCCAGACUGCAACAACACAAACUUCUCGUGGCGAAGCCAAUGUAACAGGUGUAGCGAACCCAAACCAGAAGGUGCCGGAGGCGGUGGUGAUGAUGACAGAAGAGGCGGUGGCGGCGGAAGAGACCGCGACGGUGGUGACAGAGAUAGACGAGGUGGUGGUGGAGGCGGUUUCCGCGACAGAGGUAGCCGAGGAGGUGGAUUUGGUGGAGGUCGCGGUGGCGGCGGCCGAGGAGGAGGAGGAUUUGGCGGUGGACGCGGUGGUGGAAGAGGUGGCGGUGGUCGUGAUGGCGGCGACCGAGGAGGUGAUAGGAGACCCCGGCCAUAUUAAAAGAUUAAUGUCCUUCCUUUUGUAUGUUGUAACAUUGCCGAGUGUAAUGGUUUUUAUUCAGUGAUAAUUGCACAUUUUUCGGACAAUUUAUUAACAGUAUUAGACAGCGCUAAUGAUUCAUAUAGAUGAAUACCUAUUUAAAAUUAAGAAAAGAUACUGAAUGUUUGAAAAUUGGCUGCCUGUCUAAAAUUGUUCUUCUGAAUACAUGUAAUAUUUAUAUUACGUGAGUGUAAAAUCAAAUUUUAUUUUCCACAGUGGAUGUACAAGACUUAUUUAUAAUUUCAGUAUGUAAAGUAAUAAAAUAGGUUAAGUUCAAUCAAUAA